AUGAGGUAUGUGUGCACUGUCCCCUCACUUCUCUUGUCUCUUCUCCUCUCUUCUUUUCCCCCCGAGAUCCACGCCAGUCCCUGUCUCCAGAAUCCGAACCCCGGUCUGGACACAGCGCAAAUGGCUGCCGCGAUUGAGAGUCAGCAGGCUGUUCCUCUGCCACCCGAUGGCCAUGACGGUUCAUCACCAUCCACCACCACUCGCAUCGUACCCAUUCCGACUCCGACCAUCCAAACAUCUGCCCCCUCGCCGGGAGAUCCCAUGGAGAUCACGACGCCUACCACCGCCGGCGGUCGAUCGCCCCCCCAUUCGCAAAACGGCACCAGCAUCAACGGUGGAAGCAAUAACAAUAGCAAUGGCAACGGCAGCGGCACCCCAGAAUCGAGCGCGAAGAACACGUCGCCGGGCGCAUCUCAACCUGCCGGCCACAUGAGCUCCAUGCCAGCCCCGCCGGCUGCUGCGGCGGCGGCUGUGCACCAGCCUAAGAUUGUGCAGACGGCCUUCAUCCACAAGCUUUACAACAUGCUGGAAGACCCAAGUAUACAGCACUUGAUAUCUUGGUCACCCACGGCCGAGAGCUUCGUCAUGUCUCCGUCGCCCGAUUUCUCUAAAGUUCUUGCGCAAUACUUCAAACACACCAACAUCUCCUCUUUUGUGCGACAGUUGAACAUGUAUGGCUUCCAUAAAGUGAGCGAUGCAUUCCACACAGGCAAUCCGGAUAUGGCACUCUGGGAGUUUAAGCACGGCAACGGGAACUUCAAGAGAGGUGACCUCGUGGGGCUACGAGAGAUCAAGCGCCGGGCGUCGCGUCACGCGCUCGUCCACCGCGACUAUCCGAACACCAAGCCCAGCACUUCGCAGCCAGGCACACCUGCUGAGCCCAUGCCGCCGCCACCUCCAGAAAGUGCCGAGACGAGGGGAGGCAGUGUCGAGCACGCUUUGUACGAUCUGAGCAUGCGCCUUCAACGAAGCGAGGAGAGUGCGCACUUCAUGCACAUCAAGCACCAGGCUGUCAUGGAAACAAUGACACGAUUGCUGCAGUUCAAUCAGGAACUUUCAAGAGCGGUUUUGGGUCUUGUUCCUGACCAGGGACAUCCCGUUUACCGAGACGGCAGGUUACAGCGCUUCCAAUGUAGAUCCGAGAUGCACCGUCAGGCUGACCUUCUCCGGUCUGUCGACGAGCCUGAGCCGCCAUUCUCUGCAAGCCGUUCGUACUUUUCCAACAUUGAGAACGCUCCCGUCUCUCCACGACAGAUGCCCCAAGACGACCCUAGGAGGACCAACCUGACGGUACCCUCGGCACGAGGUCAGGGGAACUUCCAUCGACCGCCAAUCCCCUCAAACCUGUCCAUCAGCACGCAACGACGCUACAGCUCCAUCGGAUCAAACACUGCGCCGCAAUCACCUUCUCCGCUGCGAGGAGCACCGCCACCUCCCCCGCAACCCCACCCGCUCGCGCAGGUUGCGCACUCGGAGAUUGAUCCGCCUCCGGGAAGUCUUGCUCGUCGGCAUACCUCGGCAGACAUCCGGGCUCCCGGAUGGCAAGGCAAUCCUCCAUUUCCGUCAUCCGGACCGCCAUCGACACAUUGGCCCUCGUCACCAAACCGCAUUGCGCCAGAGGAUCAGCGCAUCCGGGACUCACUUUCAACGUACUCUUUGCAGUCCGCCUCCCAGCAUCAUCCGUCAUCGAGGCCGGCAACACCACCGCCGCCUUCUAACUUUCACAACGGCGGUGGAGGUGGCAUUGGUGGCGGCUCGGAUUCCUUCGCUGGUUGGUCAUGGAACUCGGCGAGUCGCGGUAGUCUGGCUGUUAAAGACAGCUCGCUUCCUCCCACUCGCCGCGGAAGCAUGGCCCACAUAUUGAACCCCACGGACAUCGCUGAACGUGACGAUGAGGAUGAUGACCUCCGCGGCGACGAUGACAGGAAACGCAAACGGAUGCAGUGA
Molecule: messenger RNA, 1947 nt
Organism: Verticillium nonalfalfae
Lineage: Eukaryota; Fungi; Ascomycota; Sordariomycetes; Glomerellales; Plectosphaerellaceae
Exons: 6
Coding region: 1-1947 (648 amino acids)
Biological process (GO): regulation of DNA-templated transcription
Molecular function (GO): sequence-specific DNA binding; DNA-binding transcription factor activity
Source: RefSeq, a predicted model, not a curated record